Molecule: messenger RNA, 2473 nt
Organism: Equus caballus (horse)
Lineage: Eukaryota; Metazoa; Chordata; Mammalia; Perissodactyla; Equidae
Gene: KCTD5
Product: potassium channel tetramerization domain containing 5
Biological process (GO): protein homooligomerization; proteasome-mediated ubiquitin-dependent protein catabolic process
Cellular component (GO): Cul3-RING ubiquitin ligase complex; cytoplasm
Molecular function (GO): cullin family protein binding
Source: RefSeq, a predicted model, not a curated record
CUUCCGGUGGAGGGGCGCUGUGGCGGGGCUUGCUGGGAUCAUGGCGGAGAACCACUGCGAGCUGGUGCCGCCGGCCCCGGGCGGCCUCGGGGCGGGGCUGGGGGGCGGCCUAUGCCGCCGCUGCAGCGCGGGGCUCGGCGCCCUGGCCCAGCGGCCCGGCAGCGUGUCCAAGUGGGUCCGGCUCAACGUCGGGGGCACCUACUUCCUCACCACCCGGCAGACGCUGUGCCGGGACCCGAAAUCCUUCCUGUACCGUUUGUGCCAGGCCGACCCCGACCUGGACUCGGACAAGGAUGAAACAGGUGCCUAUUUAAUCGACAGAGACCCCACCUACUUUGGGCCUGUGCUGAACUACCUGAGACAUGGAAAGCUGGUCAUUAACAAAGACCUCGCGGAGGAAGGAGUGUUGGAAGAAGCAGAAUUUUACAAUAUCACCUCACUAAUAAAACUUGUAAAGGACAAAAUUAGAGAACGAGACAGCAGAACCUCACAGGUGCCGGUGAAGCACGUGUACCGUGUGCUUCAGUGUCAGGAAGAGGAACUCACACAGAUGGUGUCCACCAUGUCUGAUGGCUGGAAGUUUGAGCAGCUGGUCAGCAUUGGCUCUUCCUACAACUAUGGGAGUGAAGACCAGGCUGAGUUCCUCUGUGUGGUUUCCAAGGAGCUGCACAACUCUCCGUACGGCACGACCAGUGAGCCCAGUGAGAAAGCCAAGAGUGACGACGAGGAGACGGGUCACGAUGAAAAUGACUCAGAUUAAAUGUAAAUGUCAUGAUUUUGCAAGAACGGGGUUCCAGGAUGUGAGGAACACAGUGUUGAUAGCUGAAGGAAGAACCAUUUUACCUUUUCCCAGGAUGCAAUGAACCGCCAUGUCGAGGAAGCUUGACCGUGAGAAGAAGCCUGCUUUUGACAAUUUCUCUAGAGAUCUGGUUGUGGAUCCUUUUUUGCCUCUGAGGUGGGUGGUGAGAGACGGGACCAGCUGUCUGAGGCUGGGUGUCCCCGCUCGAAGGAAACAUGCUGGCCGGGUGGGCGUCCCCUUGGGGCCUCCGCUCGGUUUUUCCAAGUGCCACAUGGGCCUGAGGCAGGACGCUCCCAAGCACUCCUUUAAUCACCGAAGACCAUUUCAAGGACAGCGUUCUUGGUGCUACAGAAACAGUCUGUAAUGGAGCCUGGGCCUCACUGGUGGGAAGUGGCUGCAGUGCUGAGGCCCUGGGCUCUGGGUGCCGCUGGCACUCACGUGCGCACCAGGCCCUGGUCCUUGGUUCGGGGAGUCUGCCUCGCCUCCUGGGCGUGAUCGAUCGGCAGUUUCUCGAAGCCUCAGUGAGUGGCCUCCAUGUGUUCACUACUGCCCGGGCCUCUGCCCCGAGGCUGGGCCUCCUUCGGAGCCAGGCUUCCCCGCCGGGAACAGUCAAGGCUCCUCCAGAUGUAUUUUCCAGGCGAGAGACCUUGCACCCCUUCUUUCCCAGUGUGGAUAGGCUACCCAAUGUUUUUACUUUUUAGAAAUGCCUAGAAGUGUGGCUGCAUUUUGGAUUGAUAUGUUAAGUGUUUAAAAGGAGGUAGAAGCUUUGCCUCAUCUGCCCCACCCACGGGCUCGUGGGGGAGCUGGUGCCCUCAGUGCCUUUGUCUCGCCUGGGAUGGCGGUCGGGGCAGGAGGCCUGUCCACCUGGCUUCUGGAGCUUAGACUCCAGUCACACUGAAAACCGCAUGUUUACAGGGCAUCACAAAUCUCUCCUGCCGGCCCCCUCGUUUCUUUGUAUAACUAUGCAGUUCUCUCUCAUAUUGCUGGGAUGUCUGAGACUUCACAUGCCACCUGCACAGGCUCUGCCCGACUGACAUGCCAUUGCAGCCACUAGGAGUCCUUCCAACCUACUGUCCCCGUGCUCUGAGGACAGACCUUUCUCAGCUGGCCGUGGGCACUGUCAGGAUCUGGGGCCUGGCUCAUAUGAGCAGCUCACUGCCUCCUGACCACCGGGGAUGCCCACACGUCGGGCAGAAGCUCUGACACGGCUAGUCACAGAUGCUUCCAGAGGCUUCCCACCUGUGCCCUCUUCUUUGCCAACACCCUGAUUAACCAAGUUCUCCAGCGCCCAGGACUUACCUCCUCCUUUUUGUAAGAUCUGUUGUAUGUUGGUAAAUGUUUGGCUUCAUCCGUUUCUCUCAACCUCUCCAUCGGGCACACUUAGCCCCUGUGACCCGUACUCCCUGGGUGGAGGGUGCCCCUUGCUGGCCUCGGGUGUCCCUGUGGGGUGCUGUCGGCCCCUUAGAGUCGUUUGAUUUGUGACCUUGACAUAAUAGAUAGGCUUGUGGUUUUUUUAAUUUAAAGAUAUUAAGACUUAAUUCACUAAAAUUUAUUCUGAGGGGAUAUUUAUACUUUUGUACUUUUUUAGGUAUCCGUAUUUUAUCAGCUUACAGUUUAAUGCCUAAGUUUCCCUGAAAAUAGCAAAUAAAGUUGUGUAUUUAUGAAUGAGCAGAA